Hippocampus zosterae (dwarf seahorse) is the source of this 3155-nucleotide messenger RNA. RefSeq names its product paralemmin 1b (gene palm1b). Bases 127 to 801 code for a protein of 224 amino acids. Gene Ontology annotation, cellular component: membrane. The record is from RefSeq and is a predicted model, not a curated record. The transcript is spliced from 6 exons. Lineage: Eukaryota; Metazoa; Chordata; Actinopteri; Syngnathiformes; Syngnathidae. Gene Ontology annotation, biological process: regulation of cell shape.
AGAGGGAGAAAUCAACACCACGCGUGUUUUCUCCCAUUUUUUAUUUUUUAUUUUUGAAGGGGGUGGGGUUUGGGGGGGGGCGUGUGUGGAAAGAAGAAGGAGACUGGAUCAACCACCGGAGCCGAGAUGGAUGAGGUGUCGCAAGAAGAGAGGCUCCAGGUCAUCGCUGAGAAAAGGAAGAAGCAGACAGAGAUUGAGAACAAGAGGAGGCAGCUGGACGAUGACCGACGACAACUCCAACAUCUCAAGUCGAAGGCUCUGAGGGAGCGCUGGUUGUUAGACGGCGCUCCGGCCGAGGAGGAGACGCAGAAGCGUCUGCAGGAGGAGGAGGUGAAGACCAAAAUCCUCGAGCAGGUCAUUUUCAGGCUGGAGCAGGAGAUUGAAGAACUGGAGACGGGAGUCCCAGCCAAUAAGGGUGUGGCGAGAGAAAAUGGAGGUGAAAACGGCGUGGUGCAGACCCCAAAGAGAGAGUUGGCCGGCAUGGAGGCCAAACUGCUGGGUCCCAGCCCCGAGCAGGCCAGCGCCGACAACCCCGUCACGCUCGUCUUCAUGGGCUACAAGACGGUGGAGGAAGAGCAGGAGGGCCGCACGGCAACCGGGGCUGACGGGGCCGACGGCAACGUGAAGGCCGAGUUCGUGGUGAUCGAGGACGGGGAGGCCAAGCUGGCGGCGGGGGCCUGCGGGGACGCGUCCACGGAGAACCAGGCGCCUCCCAACGGGAGCAUGGCGGAGAAGGAAAAGGCCGAAGGGGUGGAGGAGAAGGAGAAGAAACAAAACUGCAAGUGCUGCGUGGUCAUGUGAGGUGUGCGCGCGCGCUUGUGUGUGUGUGUGUGUGUGUGUGUGUGUGAGGAUGCACGUGUGAAUGUGGAGGCUUGUGCGCCAACGCAUGUGUCUGUUUGCAAAUGUGUACUUUAGCUUCGUGUACGUGCGCGUGUGUGUGUGUGUGUGUGUGUGUGUGCGAGCGUCAGGACUGUACAAUGCCAAUUUACCACCUUAGAGAGCCAAAACAAGCUCCAGCUCCCAACAAACAAACAACAACAACAAAAUAACCACAGAGACUUCAAAGUACUCGGCCUACGUUACACACGUAUUUGACUUUUGGUUUCUAUUGAUAUUUUUCUAUUUUUCCGUCUAUUGUAUUCAGUAUAUCUUUGUUAUUGUUUUGAUUAUGAUUAUGGGACGGUGUACUGUACUGUUUGUUGUUAUUGUUGGAAAGGGAGGAAAUGGCGCUAGCUCUCUGGAUUGUACCACAACCCCAUCAAAAGGGGCGGGGUAGGAAACCUGGAAAGCUUAAAAAAAAAAAAUGAAUUGAAGAAAAAUAAAAAGUCAUUAAUAGUCCAAACAAGGCACAGACGCUUGGGAAUAUAUAUCUCUGUGUAGGCCUAGCUAACUAUUUAUCAGCCAAUUUCAUAUUGCAAUAUUGUCCCAAGAUAUUAUUUUGAAUAGUAUUUUAAUAUAUUGAUAUGAAAUUAUGUUUUUAUACAGUGUAUUUAUUUUAUUUUAUUUUAUUUUAUUUUUCGGUUCUGUCUCUAAUCCAUCACGGCGAUCACCGUUAACUUGCAUGUAAGCUUUGUGUCAUUAACCAGCGCCUUUUGACUAACUUGCGUAGGAUUUACGCUGCAGGUCCAAGUGCCACGUUGUAAGUAAACUUCAACAAGUCACAAUACAAACGUACCAAAAUGUUAAACGUCACAUUCAUUCAUUGUCAUGAAAAAACAAAAAUAUUAUAUUUGUUCGACGGGCCUCACAACAACAACAACAAGAAGAAAAUAAUGAUACCUGAAACUGAUUGGUUGUUUCUCCUCGGGCGCUACGUAUCAAAUUAAAGGCAACAAGAUGCGUCUGAUUUUUUUUUUUCUUCACAGAUUGUAUUUACUAAGGCGGCCCGGUAGUCCAGUGGUUAGCACCUCGGCUUCACAGUGCAGAGGUACCGGGUUCGAUUCCAGCACCGGCCUCCCUGUGUGGAGUUUGCAUGUUCUUCCCGGGCCUGCGUGGGUUUUCUCCGGGUGAUCCGGUUUCCUCCCACAUUCCAAAAAUAUGCGUGGCAGGCUGAUUGGACACUCUAAAUUGUCCCUAGGUGUGAGUGUGAGUGCGAAUGGUUGUUCGUUUCUGUGUGCCCUGCGAUUGGCUGGCAACCGAUUUGGGGUGUCCCCCGCCUACUGCCCGGAGACAGCUGGGAUAGGCUCCAGAACCCCCCCGCGACCCUAGUGAGGAUCAAGCUGCUCGGAAGAUGAAUGAAUGAAUGAAUAUAUUUACUAAUAUGCUCACGUUAGUCCCAACUGUCGGCGAUCGUUCUGCUGAUGCCGUAUUUCGUCGUCUGCUUUUGCUGUAGCUUAGCUUUACAGUCGACAUGAGAAAAUGCUCACGCUACACCACCAAACAAAAAAAAUGUUGCAAAAAUUAUGAAAAUAAUGAUGACGUCUUCCAAAUGUCAUAACAAAUUUGCUUGCCCGGUGUAAAAUCUGGUUCCUUUUUAGUUGUUGUCAUGUUUACUUUGUACUUCAGUUGUAUGAAUGGCAAAACUUGGAACUUAAACAGGUGCAUCGUGGCUUCUGCCAUCUGGUGCAAGAUAGUCGCUAGCAUCGAUAGAUGAACAAAGAUGCAUUUUUCAUAUCCAAAAUGUACCACUGAAGAGCCCUCCCACCCCCCCCAAAAAAAAAUCUGUAUCGUGCCACUUGAACCAUGCAGCGUCAAUCCAGCCGCAGUCACGAGAGCCGCCGUUCGAUCACAAUAUACUCCAUAGACGCUUCCGUCAAUACUAUGUGUGGUAUAUCUAUUUACAUAUUUUAAUAUAUGUACAUGAAAGUCACAGCUUUUUUGUAUUAUUUCAGCCGUUAUGAACAAGUGAGUUGCACAGCCGCCAGAGGGGGGGGGGGGAAGGAUAGUCGGUGUUGCCCUCGCCCUCCGAAGGAAAACUUGUAGCACUGCAUGAAGCCUUGCAACUGUUUGGACCGUCACGUCACUGUUUUAGUCUGUUUUGAUGUGCGCGUUCUCACCCUUUCACGUGAAUGUAAAAGCAAGCGGGGAUUCCGAUCGGGAUUUGCAGGCCCGUAAACGAGAAGAAGAAGAAGAGGAGUCGGGCUUUGUGCAGCUCACGCUCGAGGCUUUUUGUGUCUUUAUGAACCAAAUAAAAUCUGUUGCUAUUGUAAAAAAAA